This is a messenger RNA of Scaptodrosophila lebanonensis, 2300 nucleotides long. Its product is annotated as leucine-rich repeat-containing protein 70. Bases 416 to 1990 code for a protein of 524 amino acids. Gene Ontology annotation, cellular component: extracellular matrix. NCBI's taxonomy places the organism in Eukaryota, Metazoa, Arthropoda, Insecta, Diptera, Drosophilidae. The record is from RefSeq and is a predicted model, not a curated record. Gene Ontology annotation, molecular function: protein binding. The transcript has 3 exons.
AGGUGUCGAUUCUACGUCGACCUUGUAAGGGAGGGCCAGAAGAAUUUCACUUUUACUUUGAGACGGGCCCAAGAGCGCGAGUGUUUGUGUGGGAGAAAACCCGAUUGAGAGAGAGAAAGGGAGAGAGAGAGGGAGCGUGAGCGACAAAUACAAGUUGGCUGCAGCUGAUAUCUAAUCAAAACAAAUAAUGCCAAUGGCCCAAGGCGGUUUGAUUCAUUAAUUUAGUUCUAAUUUAAAAGUGCCAGAGUUUGUGCGUGGCCGUGCCUAGAACAGGCCAAGUUUAAACUGAAAAAAAAAAACAAUAAUCAGCUCAGCACCAACAACAAGCAACUUUACUUUGCAAAAUUAAUAUAAAUAAUAUAGGAAUACAAAUAAAAGCGUGCAUAUAAAAAAUAUUUGCAACCACAUCUACGAAAUGAAACACAAGUUUUUGUUUUUGCUGGAGAGUGCAACGCUCUUAAUUAUUUGCGUGGGCGUAAGCGUGAAGGCGCAACACGAGGACAUUCCAUACCAGCCGGUGACAAACAUAUGCGAGACAUGCGUGUGCCUGAUGAGACAGGAUGCCAAUCGGCAAUUGCAUCAGACCCUUAAUUGCGCCAAUCAGAACUUUGAGCAUAUUUUGCCUCAGUGGCCUAAGCAGUUUGUGGAGCAGACGGCAGUGGAAAUUGUUGUGUCCUAUUCUGGCAACAAUAUUCGUGUGCUUCAGAUGCUGCCGGCGUUGCCGGAUCCAAAUUCAAAGCUAACGCUCAGUUGUCGCCAUUGUGGACUGCAGCAGCUGCAGGCGCCACUUUUCAUCGACGUGCCAAAUGUGGAGGGAUUGUAUCUCAGCUGGAACGAGCUGACUGCCGAUGCGCUGAAGCCCGACCUAUUUCGUGGACCAUUCAAGAGCACCAAAUAUGAACCCAUAGCUCUUAAGGAUUUGGAUCUCAGUCACAAUCGCAUAUCCACGCUUGAUCGCAAGUUGUUCGAGCACACACCACAAUUGGCCAAGUUAAACUUGGCUUACAAUAAGCUCAGUGUUCUAGAUGCACCGACAGCCAUGGCUCUAGCGGGCCUCACAAACUUGCAGAGAUUGGAUUUGUCUCACAAUGGACUGGUCUCUUUGCCAGCUGAACUGUUUGCGCCGACGCUUCGCAAUCUACGGUCCUUGGAUCUAUCGGGGAAUGCGUUUGGCGUAAUUCCAACUGGCUUAGCUAAGUUGGGAAAAACGCUGCAGCAGCUCAAUCUUGCGGGUAACGCCAUGACCAGCCUCAGUUCGCAAAGCUUUCUGGGUCUGACCGCCCUGCGACGUCUUAAUAUAAGUGAUGUGCCAACUUUACGCUCACUGGAGAAUGGAACGUUCGCUGGACUCUACGCUCUGGAGCAGCUUGACUGCUCCCAUAAUCCAAAGCUGGAGCGUUUGGACUUUGCCAGUUUGCAGCAGAGUUCCAAUCUCACACAGCUAGAUCUCUCACACAAUGCCCUGAUGACGUUAGCCCUCAACACCAACAGCAGCAAUAGCAGCAAAGCGGUGUCCUGGCCACGCCUGCGCAGCUUCAAAAUUCAGGGUAAUCCCUGGUUUUGUAGUUGUGAGUUGAUGGUGGCCCUGGAAAUCGCCGGAUCAUCUCCAUCGGGUGACGCCCGCUGCGAUACUCCCUAUAUAUUGGCCGGCGCGAAACUGUCAAAUCUGACUGCCGAACAAAUUUGCAAUAUGGUUAUACCGAAGAAGUACCAAAUUGUCGAGGACGACACGCCACGCUUCCUGCGCCGGCGUUAUAUUAUACUCACGGCCAUAAUUGCAUCCAUUGUCGUAGUGCUGGGCCUGGUAAUUGGGUUUAUUGUAGUGUGUGUUCGUCGCCGACUCAAGGGCGAUGAUUAUGGCGUCCAACCCAUACGCUACACCAGCGUGCGAGGCAGCAAUCUGUCAGCAUUCUCCCAGAUCCAGAACGGCAAUACGAUUACCAGUAAAUUCAAUGCGGUUACCCCGGCUACAGGGGCCGCGAAUGCCUGAGAGAGGGGACGAUUUGAUUGUCUGUUGCAGGACGGAUUCUUGAGCCAAAGAUGUGAAAGAGAGAGUAUUUUUCAGCUGCUAACACCAACUAACGACUUUGUCGAGUGUGCUAUUUCUUGUACAUAUGUUCCUAAAUAUAUAUGUACGUGUAUGUAUGUACCAUAUUCACUGGAGGCCAAUGCCUCUAUGUAUUCCAUGCCCAAUACUUAGCGCCUAGUUUAUGCCAUUGAUUUUUGUACUUAAGUCUGCUACUACUACUAUUUAGUGUAUAAAAUUUGUAUGUAUGAUUUGCUGAAGGUAAAACUUUAAU